AUGAAGAUAAUUAUAAAGAAGCCAUUGAGGCCUCUUUUAAAGUUUUUGCUCCUCAAGGAAUCAUGUUAUUGUGAUGGGGUGUUUGUGUUUGUGCUUGUGCUUGUUAUUGUGAUGGGCAAAUUUGCUGCUACUGUGGGACCUGAACCUACCAAAACGGAUUUGGUUCCAGCAUAUGUUCGGCUACUUAGAGACAAUGAAGUAGAAGUACGUAUUACAGCUGCUGGAAAAGUCACCAAAUUCUCCCGUAUUCUUAGUCCAGAACUUGCAAUUCAGCAUAUUCUUCCAUGUGAGUUGUCUUCAGAUUCUUCUCAGCAUGUUAGAUCUGCUCUGGCCUCUGUUUUUCUCAUCAACACUGAAAAGCAUACCAUGAGCAUAUGCUUCAAAAGUCAACCAACCGCAUAUAUAUGGAAGUGGAAAAGGGGAAUGGACCAGUUUGUCAUGCAAACAAGGGACAUUCUAAUGGAUUUGCAUUCUCUUGUUGAUGUAAAAGUUCCAUAUGGAAAACACUUCAUAGUUUGUGUUGAUGUACAUGGUCAGUUUUUUUAUUUGCUAAACAUCUUUGCACUCAAUGGUCUUCCCUCUGAUGAAAAUCCAUAUUUGUUUAAUGGUGAUUUUGUUGAUCAGUGGUCUUUCUCUGUUGAGCUAUUAAACACUACUAUAGAAGAAGAGGACCCUGUUGUGUUUACGGGCGACACACUGUUUUUUGAGGGGACAGUAGGACAGAUGCAUGAGUCACUGUGUGUGACUUUGGCUUCUUUGCCAAAACCAACGAAAUUUACUGCGAUCUGA
Molecule: messenger RNA, 789 nt
Organism: Lactuca virosa
Lineage: Eukaryota; Viridiplantae; Streptophyta; Magnoliopsida; Asterales; Asteraceae
Source: the annotation of a GenBank genome assembly